This is a messenger RNA of Pecten maximus, 11952 nucleotides long. Its product is annotated as probable JmjC domain-containing histone demethylation protein 2C. Gene Ontology annotation, cellular component: histone deacetylase complex; chromatin. Gene Ontology annotation, biological process: regulation of transcription by RNA polymerase II. NCBI's taxonomy places the organism in Eukaryota, Metazoa, Mollusca, Bivalvia, Pectinida, Pectinidae. Gene Ontology annotation, molecular function: transcription coregulator activity; histone H3K9 demethylase activity; chromatin DNA binding. The record is from RefSeq and is a predicted model, not a curated record.
AGGAAUUUUGUUAAAAGUUUCCUAAUAUUUGGAGUAAUGUGAAACUACAAAAAUGGAUACAUUGUGAAGCAAUGGCGUAUAAGAGUAGAGAGGAAAUAGUUGGGAAAAGAUUUCUCUCUGUGCGGUGUUCUGGGAAGUUAAAACUUAGCAAAAUUGUCGAAUGGGAAUGGCGGAGUGGAGUUGUACGAGCAGUUACUGGUAAAGAUACCAGUAACCCCGAUGUCUCGGUUCUGGUCGAGUUUGACGACAGACAUUGGCAGCGUCGAGAGUGGGUUCGCGUUCACGAAAUUUUCCAGCUAUUUCUUGUGGAGCACACCAUUGUCUGGGCUGAGAGAGCCGACCCCGAGAAUUCUGAACAGCCAAUCAGCUGGCCAGGUUUGAACUUCCGAACCAUUGUAGACAAGGCUUGUCUCAACAGCAGCAAGAAGAAGCCUAUCGAGUUCCUAGCUGAUAAGUUCUUGGGCUUGGUAGAUGACAAGAGCUUAAAGUCACAUUCGGAUGGUGAUGAUAAUAAGGCCCAGACACUACGCCGCUUCCCUGAGACUGGCCUAGCCAUAAAGGCGUGGCAGGACUACCAGGACGGUCAGAAGAUCUUGCUGACCACGCCCUCGGUUCUGGUGGGGUACCGUGUGGAGGUGUAUCGGGCGGAGGGAACCACCCAGUGGUAUACUGCUGUUAUACAGUCCUAUAAUCAUACUUCCAAGACUCUAUCCGUCACAGAUGACACCGUACUAGAGGAACACAAUGAAGAUCCAGCCCUCAUACAGAUGCGAUUAAUUGAUGAUGGAGUGGUAGAUUCUAUACUACGUGGAGUGGAAGUGGGCAUUGGACCAAGACGCACAAGACAGACUAAUAAGGAUAAAGAUCUCCAGUCCACAUCGAAUACAUUUCCACGGAGUACACCAAAACCUUCCGAACAGUCAGCCAAUUCUACUCCAAAGGCUCCCUCUCGGACGAGUAAAACUCGACUUCUUACACCACAAAAUACUUCACAAAGCCAGCAAGGAAUUACCACUGGAAAUACCACUCCCACACCAGAUUCUGAAAAAGAUAAAACCAAUGUUCGUACAAAACCAACACGGGAACGCAAACGCAGAACUGAUGAUCAAAGUGACUGGAGUCCUUCAGCCCCAGUACAGACAACUCCUACAGGAAAACGUUCAAAACCAAAGGAUAUCAGCAAACAAGGUUUAUCUUUAGAGGAGAAAAAGGAGAAAACUUUAAGUCCUGUGAAAAGGGCAAGGUCAUCCGAUAGUCGGAAAAGUGCUGGAAAUCAGGAUAGGACUCCUCCAGUGUCUCCAACUGUUACUAAACGGCCAAAGUCUUUUGACAGGAAGCCAACAGUACAGUUAAAAAAGUGUGAUAUCAAUUUAUCUCCAGACAAAUGUUCUUCAGUGGUCUCAAAGAAAAGACAGACAGAAAUUACUAAAAAAUUACGAAAUCGAAGUGAACCACGGACUACUCCAAGAUCAAUUAAUUCCAAAGAGCGACGACAAAUAUCACCGUCUCCUAUAAAAACUGAAUCUUCUAGGAAAGUAAGUGAAAGAGAAUCGCGUAGAUCCAAAGUUUCAGGGAAACAAACUUCACCGGCAGCUGUUGCUAGGAGGAAGAAUGUGGAAGAGCAACAUUGUGAUGUUAAGAAGGCUAGUGACAAGGUAGAAGCUUCUAAAUGUGAUUCAGAAACCUCUGUGGUAAAGAGCACAACAGACUCUGAUUCAUCACAGGUAACAGAGGAAACCGUUAAUAAAGAUGAUGAUACAAAAACUAAAUCUACGAGUGAAAAGGAUGUAUUAACAUGCUGUGCUGUGUCAGAUAGUGUGGUAUUGUGCGAUACACUGCUGACGAGGGAAUGUGCAGGUAGUGAAAGUGAAGCUGUCGCUUACGACAGUUCGCACCUUAACGUGGAAACACUGUCAACAGACACAGACGAUAAUAUGCACUUUAUGAAACGGAGGUUGUUAGCAGGUAACAAUUCUUCUGAAAGUAGUAGUAAUCCACCUUCCAAUUCUCUGGCUGGCAUUGAUGUCAACCGAUCACUAACCGACCAAAUUACGAAACUAGCCAGGACAGAAAAGCUAGCUCUCCAUGGGGAAGACACUGGCAGCUCAAUCAACCAAACUAAAUCUGUGUCCCCUCAUAGCGAGUCUUCAGAUAUUGUGGUACCAUCAAAGGACAUAAGGUCAGAUAGUGUUCCCAUCAAGGAUUUAUCCAACUACGGAAAUUCCAAUCAGACACCCAAUGAUCGGUCCAGUUCCCGGACAAGUGAACAUUCUAGCUAUUCUGGUUAUGGUGAUGAUCGACGACCGUCCUCACGGCUCGACGAUCUAAGAACAACAUCCAGUAAAAACAGUCCAGCAUCUAGUCCUCUCAUCAUCGAUAGAACAGAGCCUGUUCUACCCUACAGGGACCCCGAAUUAAUGAGGAAAAAUCCAGUUCAGAGCAAUGUGCAAAGCAUGUUGGGACCCCCUCACAAGUCUUCAACAUACCCUGGUGUACAUAACCCCAUCCCUUCAGCUCCCCCCUCAGGGAGUCUGCCCACCACGACAUCAUUCCCCACCCAUCCCCUCCCGCGCACACAUGUGCUCCCUUCCAUGUCAUACCAUCCCAUGGGGGCGGCGGCGGCGGCUCAGCUUGGCUUGUCACCGGGGCUUGGACAACUUGACCAUGCCACCUUAGCGGCCAUUCAGCAGCAGCAGCUUGCCUUGCAAUAUUCCAACUCGCUGUUGAUUCAGAGGUCGGCUGGAUACCCUCCUCCAGCCAACCUGACCAUGGCCCAGUUGGAACUCCUCUGGCAGCAGAAGUACCCCUCAGUGCCCGUUCCACCUCAGUGGAUGCUGGCCAGCAAACAGGAGGACCUUCUUCGUGACAUCUUUAGCAUGAAGGAAAGGGAGUUGGAACGAUACGAACGUGAUCGUAUUGAACGUGAACGUUUAGAGAGGGAACGUAUGGACCGACUGGAAAGAGAAAAAAUUGAGAGAGACCGUCAGAUAGAAAGGGAACGACAGGAAAGGGAGCGAAUUGAAAGGGAGCGUAUUGAAAGAGAGAAAAUGGAAAGAGAAAGAGCUGAACGUGAGCGAGCUGAACGAGAACGCAUGGAGAAGGAGCACCUGGAACGUGAACGAGAGCGUGAGCUAGAACGAAAACGCAGGGAACACGAGCACGAACAGCGGCAGGAGAGGGAAAGAAUUCUGAAAGAAUCUGCCGAUACCUUAGCUGCUGUGGAUGACCAUUUCCAGCAAUCCCUAAGGCUGGCUAAACAAAGGGCACAGCAGUCCGGCAUGAUCUGGGCCCCUCCCUCUAUCACCCUUGGCACAGGCAAGAGUGGCCCUCCCAAGUCAGAACAGCAGUCCCCUUCCUCUUACCACUAUAGUCACAGCGAGAAGCUUGAUAAACAGGACAUCAUCAAGAGCAUGGAAGAGAAAGUCAAACAGGACCGUGAAAGAGAGGAGAUGCGUCACCUUUCAUAUAACACAGAGAUGCUUCGACGACAUGAGAUCAUGAGGCAGCAAGAACUCUAUGUAGCUGCUGCUAAGCAAGAAGAGUUCUUGAAGGAGCGCCAGAAGGCUCUCGCUGCAGAACAUAAGUCAGAACAGAAAGUGGAGAAGGUCAGUUCAAGCCGUUCCAGUGAUAGUAAACCACACAAUUACCAACAGGCACAGGGGUUCAAAGGUUUUCCCGUCUCAUCGUCUGGCUCAGGGUCAGGAGUGAAACAGGAACCUAACUUCAGUUUGUAUGGCUAUCAACCAUUCCAGCACACCUAUAUCUCACCAGAACAGCUUCAUCUGCAUGGAUUAGCAGCUGCAGAGAAACAAAGUGAAGAGAAAAUGAAUAUAGACUCUAAAUCUGGGUCCACAUGCUCAACGUCACCCAAGCGACCCAAAACUGGUGUACCUCCGCCAUUGAUAAAGGACAUCAAAUCUCAUAGCUCUGUGAUAGUGGAAAACAAGGGUAAAGACAGUGGCAAGUCUGCCAGCCCACGCCCUGCCCAUUCACACUACAGUAGUACUAUUCCCAUGCCCCCUUCCACCUCCCCACGACCCCAACCCAAGCCAGCCCACACCCCAGACCGUCACCAUCACGACCGGCCCCGCUCGGCCCUAGCCAGCAGUAGUCCCUCAACAGGUUCUUAUCAUCACGACAUCUCUGGGUCCAUGGACUUGUCCUCAUCAGGAUCUCAUGUAUCACUCAGCUCCCUUAAAGGAGAAAAUAAACAUAUCCCAUCCAACAGCCCUCUCAGCCAGGGCUUGACUCACCAGCAGCUUGCAUCCGCCAUGCUAGGUCAGCCCGUGGAUUAUCAUCGGGGUAAAUCAGUGUCCUCUUCAUCCUCCAGUGGGUCUUCAGCAUCCAGUACUAACAGUCACUAUAUGUCCGCAGCCAUAGCCCAGCCUCCUGUGUCCCUACCGGGGCGGUCGCUGGCCUACAGUUAUAGUCUCAUUCAGCAAGGACUUGUGCCCAACCCAAUCUACUCACAAAGCACCGUCAAGUCAAUGCCAUCAACUCAUAAUGACCAGCAGAAAGGUAACUCCUCUGCAAACAUUCCAACACCCACCUCCCAGUCCAGCAGUUCAGCUGGGCAACAGGGAGUUAAGCGCAAGGUCAUCAAGGACGGACCACAACGCAAGAGACAGAAGGCAGAAAAUGUUGCCAAUUCAGCACUGAAUGUGCCAGUGACAACUCCGCAGAUAUUGACCAAUCACUCUCCUUAUACAACUACAAGUAGUACAACAUGUACAACUGUGUCUAGUGCUCUCUCCAAUGUCACCAUGACAACCAAAUCAGCAAUGAACACAAUUUCAUCUCCAUCCUCGUCAUUUUCGUCAUCAACUUUAUCUACAUCAUCGUUUAUGUCCUCCCCAUCUUCGUUAGCAACAGGUUCUCAAACUGCUUCAGGAUUUAUGGAUAGUUUUAAGUCAUUUGUGGAAAAUGCUGUUCAGAAUGCAUUUCUUCAAGACCAGGACUUGAACAAAUCAAGCAAGUCAAAUAACAGUGGUAGCAGUAAUAGUAGUAAACAGCUACAUCCAACAUCAACCACAGAGACCAAACCACAACAACAACAACAACAACAGCAACAAUCAUGGCAUCCAAUUGGGAAAAGUCCCCCACCUCCUCCAGCUCAAAUGGGACAGACCCCGCCCCCUCAACCAGUGGUGCACAACUCUCCCCAACCCCAGGCCCAACCCCAAUCCCAGCCCCAGCCCCAGGCUCAGCCUCAACCCCAACCCCAACCCCAGCCUCAGCCCCAGUCUCAGCCCAAAUCCCAAAACCAACGUAGGAAAAGUGAUCCUCUACAACUCAGUGCUGGUCUUGAUGACUCCAACUCUCAGACACUGAGCAGCAGCAGCAGCAGUAGUAUCAGCAGCCACACUGCUCUGAUGGAGACCAUCAAUCGUGUGGCCAAUGGUCAGAUAGACACCGACAGUGACACACUCAGUGCCCCUAGUCCCCCGCCCCACGUCAAAUCAGACAAUACGUCCCCUCACAAGUCCGGCAACGCGCCCAAACUGAAAAAGGCGUGGUUGCAACGCCACUCCGACGAGGACAAGGAGUUAAAAAACUCACCAGUUCCUCAUGGAGAUAGUCGUGAGCAAAAGGCAGAAAUUGUGCGGAAUUGUUAUGUGAAUUGUUCUUACAUCUCGCCGAGUAAAGAAGGAGGUAGCCGUUCCCCAAUCAGUGCUCUUAGAAUCAAUGGUAACCUCAAGGAUCACUCUAUCAGUAACGACGAGUCCACUACGUCUGCAUCAGAAACAGAAUCUGCUCAGAACCCAGAAGUUCCAGGAAAAAAGCGUCAGAAAAAGCGAAGCAACACUAGUAAAAAGCAGCGACAAGAACAGCAACCGAGCGACGCUACAGCAGACAGCGUCCCUAACCCAAACCCUACCCCAAACACCAACCCCGCCCCAGUCGGCAAAAAGAAGGGCAAGAAAAACAAGGAUAACAGCAAGAGUAAAGAGUCGAGUGAGGAUGAGCGUAGCAAUGGGGGCGCUGUAAAGAAGCCAAAACUGGAGCCCAAAUUGGAAGUCAAGACAGAGAUUAAGUCAGAGCCCAAGUUUGAGGCAGAAGUGAACAAUGGCAGCAGCAGUAUCCCUAACAGUCCUCCCGUCCCCACCCAACCUAUCAAAAAAGAGAAAAAGGAAGCUAAACAUGCUUCCUAUAUCUCCCAGGAAUCUUCCAGUCAGCAAGGCGAGUCUUCCAACGAUGGACCCAAGCCUAUGGACACUUCCAAGCCUAUGGAGGCACCGCUGUCAUCCUCUCUCUCUUCUUCAUCUAGCAGUCUCAGCAGUAUCAGCAGCAAGGAGAAGAAGAAGCACAAAAAGGAAAAACAGCGGGAAAAGGAACGGGAAAAGGAAAGAGAACGGGAAAGGGGAAGAGAACGGGAAAUUGAAAAAGACCGCGAACGGGAUAAAGACAGGGAAAGAGAUAGAAGCAGGGAUAGAGAAAGGGAAAAGGAGAAAGAGAGGGAAAGGGAAAGAAAAGAACAGGAAGCAGUAGAUAUCGAAUUGAAGGAAAGAGAGCGUGAGUGGGAAAGAGAAAAGAAUAGGGGACAUAACAGCAUCAUUCCUCCUAAAGAAGUGGAAUUCAUUGCCAAGAACAACGGUUCCUCAUUCAAUAAGCCCUUGGUGAAGGCGACAGUAGCAACCCUAAAAAGGACAUGUCAGCCUUUUCUGCAAGAUGGCUCAUGUAGUGAGGUCACCCCAAAACUCAUGAAGUGUCGGGAAUGUAAGAUGACGCCCACCCAGCGCAGCAAGAAACUUCCCAACAUAUUCUGCAGGUUCUAUGCCUUCAGGAGGUUGAGAUAUAGUCAGAAAGGUUUCCUGACCAUCGCUGGGUUUUCGGAACUGUCCGAUGCCGAGUAUGAUGACAUUGAACCAUGGCUUCCUCACACACCCGUCAUGGAACCGAAGAUGGACAUUGAAACAUCCAAGUAUGUUGUGGCCAAAAUCGGAGAUCGGUUCUGUGAACUGGUGGAGCAGGAGAGGGAGGCACGCUCAUGGGCUGGCGAGGAAGCCAAGAUUGCGUGGAAGCGUGCAGUAACAGGUGUGAGAGAAAUGUGCGAUGUUUGUGACACAACUCUCUUCAACAUGCAUUGGGUGUGUCAUAAGUGUGGCUUUGUCGUUUGCCUCGACUGCUACAAGGUCCGAAUGAAAGCCCUGAAGCGCGAGGAAGACGAGGAGGAGAAAGAAGAGAUGGAAGGAGAUGACGAGGACGAGAUUCCACCUGGUGAGGACCAGAGGAGAUGGCUAACCUGCAGCUCCAAUCGCCAACAGCAUGAGGUCGACAAACUCAUGCUCACUCAAAUCAUUCCACGUGAUGCCCUUUGGGAAGUUGGCCGAUUAAUCCACGAAAUUCGUAACAAGUGGGAUAUUCCAUCCAAGUGCGCUUGUGAUAAGUCAAUAAAAUACCCGCCAAAAAAUGGAAUAACACAGAAGUAUCUCAAUGCAUUAAACCACAUAUCCAAUGAGAAGAACAGAAAGAUGGUCAACGGCGUCGGUGAUGACCACAAGUCUCACAAAGGCAACAGGAAGCAUGAUUCUCAGGCGGUCAAUGGCAACGUAAAGUCAUCGCUGGGUGGUUAUAGUCCUGACAGUUCAUCACCGCUCAGAAUGUUGGCCGAUGUUGCUUCUAUGGACUCUGAAAACAGUAGAGAGCGAAGUGAGUCUCCGUAUAACAAACGCCGUGGAGAGACUGAUAAAUAUGGGAAAGGGUACAACCCAAUCACAGAGCCCGUGUCUCCAUGUGGUCAGGGCAAUGUCGGUGAAAGUGAAGGUGACAAGAAAGCCCCGACCAGUUGCUCAACAUUACGGGAAUUACUUACAAAAACGGCCGGCAAAGUGAAAUCUGGUGGCGAAAGUAACAAAAAGCCGGCCAAGUCAAAGAACAACACAAGUAGUACGCUAGACGAUAUUAUUCAGUCAGUUGUUGAAAAGCAGUUACCUAGAGACGAGAAUAGUCAGCCAAUCAAAUUAAUGCAUUACAUCCCUCGCUCUGGAUAUAGUGGAAUGAUUGCAUGUGAUACGCCUAUAUUGGUCCAUAACCUGACGGAGACCAGCGUGUUAUACCCGGAUGUACCUCACUCCUGGCUGUGUGAUGGACGUCUUCUCCGUCUCCACGACCCAAAACACCGCGGAAACUUCAAGAUCUUCCAGGAACAGAUGAAACGUGGACAGCCUGUCCUGGUGUCUGGUGUGGACAACUGCUUGAACAGAGACCUAUGGAGUCCAAAAACCUUCUCCCGGGACUUUGGUAAACACAAGAACGAUCUCAUCAAUACCAGAAAUGGCUGUCUCAUUGUUGGUCACCCAAUGGCCACAUUCUGGGACGGAUUUGACAAAAUCUCAGAGCGUCUGGUUGAUGACGAGGGAGAUCCGAUCCUGCUGAAGCUGAAGGACUGGCCACCAGGUGACGACUUCAGUGACCUCAUGCCCCAGCACUUUGAGGAUCUGAUGCAGGCCCUGCCCCUACCAGAGUACACACAUAGACAGGGACGCCUCAACCUCGCUUCCAGACUUCCCGACUUCCUCGUCAGGCCCGACCUGGGUCCGAAGAUGUACAAUGCUUAUGGAUCUGCACUUCACCCUGAAGAAGGCACCACGAACCUACAUUUGGACGUAUCGGACGCUGUCAACGUUAUGGUGUAUGUCGGAAUCCCUGAUGACGAUGCAGGAGGUCGUGCCUUUUAUGAAAACGCUGCCCUCCAAUCCAUCGACGAGGCUGGUUGUGACAUGAUCACCAAGCGUCGUGUCCGAGAAGUCCAUGAAGUGCCGGGUGCUUUGUGGCAGAUCUGGGAUGCAAGAGAUGCUGACAAAAUGAGGGAUUUCCUCAACAAGGUUGCUAAAGAGCGUGGUGAGGUCAUCGAGCAGCACCAUGACCCUAUUCACGACCAGAGUUGGUACCUUGACGAGGAUCUCCGCGAUCGACUCUACAAGGAGUACGGUGUGUUGGGAUAUACCAUCGUCCAAUGUGCAGGAGACGCCAUCUUCAUCCCAGCUGGCGCUCCCCACCAGGUGCGCAACCUUCAUAGCUGUAUUAAGGUGGCCGAGGACUUUGUGUCACCUGAACACCUCAACCACUGCUUUUCAUUGACACAGGAGUUCCGUCUGCUGUCAGAUACACAUUCCAACCAUGAGGAUAAACUCCAGGUGAAGAACAUUGUUUAUCAUGCUGUUAAGGAUGCCAUUGCUGUCCUGAACGAGGCAGACCGGGACAACGAGUAAACAACAGCUGCAUGUAGACCACGUACUUUAUAUCAACAAGUUGUCAGCAUAUCAAAACCAAUAUCAUGGACAGAGAAACUUGGAAGAUUUCAGAUAAAAAAUCUGUAUUUAUUCCUUCAAAAGUGAAAAACUUUUACCAUAGAACGAGAAGAAUUGGACAAUAUGGGCGAAAGCCCAGAUAUUUAAUACAUAAUAACAGGUCAUGAAGGAAACACUGAGGAGAGCAACAUGGUCAGAUUGCUUUCAGUUGAGAGUGUUUAACCUGGAUUUAUAUGACCUUGACCUUUAAACCACUGCCAAAGACAUUAUGACCACAAGAGUGCUACAGGAGUGCCGGCUAGGUGAUAUAUAUAACACUAGGGAGAGGGAAGUGAUGAGAACAGGGCCGUGUGGAUACAUUACCUUGGAGGAACUCUGUGAGGAGAGUUCUUCCUUGGACACAAAAGGCCAUGUGAGGAAAUACUAGGGCCAAGGAUGUACGAGGGCUUUAGUAAGGCUCAGUGAGGUUGUGUUGGCCAUGGAUGUGCUUCGCACCGGACUUCAUUGAGGAAGUGUGAGGCCGUUUAUACGAGGCCCUGCUCGGUGAGGAUGUGUGGGGGCCGUCCCUUUGAGGGGAGGGUUUGGCCCCCAUGGAUAUGACCUAUUUAUCUGUCCCGACAGAAAAACAGAGCAAUACAUUUGAUACUACUUAGUGUAGACUCUCAGAGCUUCUUUACCCAUAAAUGUGAUUCUCCAGUUUCCUGGAAGGAGGAAUUAUUACACAUUCUGAACAGUGCCAACCGGAUAGAUACCAUUGCUAUGUUGUGAUGUUGGAAAUGUGUUUGUCUUUCUUUUAUCUUAUAUAAAGUCCUUGUCGUUACAAACAUGUGUGGCGCGUGGAUGUAGGAAGUGAAACAAGGAAUUCAGUGACAUCCCGACUGGGCAGCUGUGUCUCGGGAGGACGAUACAGCUGCUGAAGUGAUCUUUGUUUCGCUCCUUACCCACGUUUUGCCAGUGGUAUUAUUAUGUGUGCUGGGAGUAGGCACAACUUGGUUGCCAAGCUUGUGGGGAUAUGUUAUGUAAUGGGAAACCAGAACAAACGGAAUACAUCUUCGCAGGUUUGAUUGCCUUAGAUCUCAUUUAACUUUCAGGGAUAAAAUAGAAUAUAUAUUAUAAAUAUUAUUACAUGAAGUACAUUAUAUCUAUAUAUAUCUAUGUAUAUGGAUAUAUAUAUAUAUAUAUAUAGAUUAUAUAGUUAUUAUACUGAUGACCGACUGUUUUGACCUCUAUUGACCUUUUCUACCCAACCUGUCUCCAUGGUUACUAUUACAAUGUGAACUUUGACCCUCUGCAGCAUGUGAUAUAUAACUAGCAUUGUGUAUCAGCAGAGAAUCGCUUCUAGAUAAGGCAACUAAUAACUGCAUUUAUGUUUAUAAAAUUUGUGCUCAUUCGGAAGGUCAGUAGUCAAGGUCAUACAGUAAUUUUGAAGGUCAUCAUGUUUGUUUACAAAACACAAAUUUGCGUACCAGCUUUAUUAGGUCACUGUAAGAUGUUGUAUGGCGUGAAAGUUCGUGAUAUGUUGUUUGACAAAUUAUGUGCUCAUCAACCAUAUGGUAAAUGGUUAAGUAUAGAUGUGAUUUGCAUAACGUUGGUUGCUGAUAAUGAAUAUCAAUAUAAAUGCUACUUGUAUACAAUGAAUGAAAAAAGAUAUAUUUUUGUUGAAAUAAAUGUAAAAUUUCAUUAAAAUUUAUCAAAGUGAAAGUAUUUUUGACCAGGGCAGAAAAACAUCUUGCUUCAGUUAAGUGAAUAUAUAGAUGUAUCCAAAGUACUGCUUCUUGUCAGGAGAAUUUGGAGUAAGUUUUCUUUCACAUUCUUUUCAUUCGGAAUGAAAAUCAGUAUAAAAUGUUCCGUGAAAAAUAUCAUUUUUUCCAAAGCCGAAACUGCCAAUUCAUACAUUUUCUGUAAUCAUGAAUAUUCAAGAUUCAUCAUUUGGGGCCAGUAGUCGAGGAGCUACAUUUUUUUUUUUUUUAAUUCAUUAAAAUAUUUUCAUUCAGUUUAAUAAAAAAUUGACAACUAGCUCUUGUUGUGUAUGCUUGUUGUGAAGGUCACACAUAUUUGAAGCGAUCCAAUCUUCCCCAUUUUCUUACUUAUAUAUCCAUUCCAUUGGCCGAGACUGGGCGGGCUGGGGUCGGCUUUUCGCUGAGACUGGGCGGGUGUUGGAUAUAGUGGAGUAAAGGCUAUUAUUUUAUAGUUCCAUUACUGGUGUAUUAUAUAAUUUUGGAGCUUUAUCCAUUGAAGGCUUGAAGAAGUAGCACAAUACAUUAAAAUCAGCUUUGUCCCAUUAAUUAUAGCCUCAUCUGGCCAUUUAAUGGAUAUCGCCAUUUAUUACUAUUACAUUAUUAUUACCUAUAAUUCACUUUGGUUUUUUGAUAAACCUUGUUGUAGUUCAUAUAAUAUCACAUUUGUUGAAAAUUUCUUUGUUCAAAUUUCAAAUUUACAUUUAUUAAAAUUAUUAUUAUUAUUCAUCAGAUUUUUGUAUGAUAACAGAUGAUUAUAUGUGAAGAAAUAGAUAUCAAUGUUCAUUGGAUGUUGACAAGCCUCAUGUAUAUAUAAUACAUAUAUAUAUGUGUGUGUGUAACGGAUUAUUUUUUUAUGAAAUGCCAGGUAUAUGGUGUGAGGUUAUAACCUCACAUUGGAGCGUGUUACAACUAGACGUAGAGAUGUCCUACUAUUCUUAAUAAAACAUCCAUUGCUCUAUAAA